AUGAGGCUAUUCGCUGAAGGAAUUUCUACAACUUUCGACAGCAGCGAUGCUUUGGAGCCGAAAGAAAUGCGGUGUUUUCUGCAGGAAUCACCUUUCAACAAGAAUCUUUACUUGGAUAGAAGUACUCUUUUAAAAUAUGGACUCGCUAUGGAUGUAGUUUCUCCCCACUCGACAAGAUCCGCCUGUUUCACUAAGUCGUAUGGCAGCUACAUUACGGGAUGUGGAUCGUACUUCUGUUCUAGGCCUGACUUGGUGGACGGUCACCGACUCACUGCAGAGGCUCUUGCUGAUGAAGAAGCUUUGCAUGACGUUGUGCGCCUGUUCUCUCCUAGAGAAGUUGCCAACCUGAUGUGCUUUCCAAUAGAAUUCAAGAGACCUCCCGAUGUCACAGAUAAGCAGUUGUAUCGAUGUCUGGGGAAUUCAGUCAAUGUUCGUGUAGUGACGGCUCUUUUGAGGAAACUACUGCAUGAUUUUGUUUAA
Ostertagia ostertagi is the source of this 480-nucleotide messenger RNA. Lineage: Eukaryota; Metazoa; Nematoda; Chromadorea; Rhabditida; Trichostrongylidae. The record is from the annotation of a GenBank genome assembly.